This is a messenger RNA of Teleopsis dalmanni, 1401 nucleotides long. RefSeq names its product relaxin receptor 2-like. Gene Ontology annotation, biological process: G protein-coupled receptor signaling pathway. Gene Ontology annotation, cellular component: membrane. The record is from RefSeq and is a predicted model, not a curated record. The transcript is spliced from 6 exons. The coding region runs from base 1 to 1356 and encodes 451 amino acids. Gene Ontology annotation, molecular function: G protein-coupled receptor activity. NCBI's taxonomy places the organism in Eukaryota, Metazoa, Arthropoda, Insecta, Diptera, Diopsidae.
AUGUGCCCGACAGAAUACGAUCGAAAUAAUGUAUGCGAAGAGGCCAUAAACCGUCUUAUAGGAAACCCAAUCAAAAUCUUGCCUGGAGAAAUAUUUCUGCGUAGCAAUUACCUGGAGGCACUUUCGCUUAGCCAUACUGCUCUUCAAAUACGAAGCAACAUCUUGCAACCCGUGAAACUAUCAUACCUAAAUCUAACCGGCAUACGCUUUGAAAGCAUAGAUUUUAAAGCUUUAAGCAACAUGCCAAAUCUGAAGUACAUAAUUUUCGAUCGGUUUUAUUUCUGUUCGAUGAUACCGAAAGUAAGAAUGUGCAAACCAAAAACAGAUGGAAUAUCUUCCUUUAAAGAUUUACUCAGUAAGCCCAUAUUACGCUACUCAGCAUGGAUAAUGGCCACCGUCACAAUAAGCGGCAAUAUAAUGGUACUUUGGGGUCGCUUCAUAUAUCGUGAUGAGAAUAUUGCAGUAACAUUGGUCAUACGAAAUUUAGCAUUUGCAGAUAUAUUAAUGGGAUUUUAUUUGUUGACAAUUGGUGUGCAGGAUAUUCGCCAUCGCAAUGAAUAUUAUAAAGUAGCACUUGAUUGGAUUACCUCCUGGCAGUGUGCAGCAGUCGGCACUCUGGCUGUCACGUCUUCUGAAGUAUCGAUGCUAAUACUUGCUUUCAUGUCUUUGGAACGUUUUCUUUUGAUUGCUGACCCAUUCCGCAGUCAUCGUCGUAUUAGUGUACGAAACAUUAUCGCUGCUUUGACAUUGAUUUGGAUAAUGGGUAUAGGCAUUGCAGUGGCACCUGUGGUACUCUGGCGCUCAAGUACAAAAUUUUAUGGCACAUAUUCGGGCACUUGUUUUCCACUGCACAUACAGGAACCCUACCCACUUGGCUGGCAGUAUUCAGCUUUUAUGUUUUUGGGAGUAAAUUUAUUUCUACUGCUUAUGAUUGCACUGCUCUACACAGUGCUACUUAUUUCCAUUUGGCGCACUCGGAAGGCUACACCUCUUUCGUUCUUAGAUUGCGAAUUUGCAGUUCGUUUUUUCUUUAUUGUACUGACGGACGCAUUGUGUUGGGCGCCAAUCAUUAUUUUUAAGAUUUGGGUGUUUUUCAAAUAUAAUAUAUCAGAUGACAUCUAUGCCUGGUUGGUUGUGUUUAUUUUACCGCUCAAUUCUGCCGUCAAUCCACUGUUGUACACAUUUACAACACCGAAGUAUCGUAAUCAAAUUUUGUUGCGUGGCUGGAAGAAAAUCACCGCACGUAGACGUCCAUAUCCAUUAAGUGGCAUGGCAACUACAAUUGCCACUGCAACUGCUUCAUCAAAUCCAGAUGAAUCUUCUAGUAAAGCCAUUCCCCUGGUGGGAAAUCUUUAGAUGCUCGCAUAUAAAUAAGCAGAAUUUACUAAGCAAUUAAUUGAG